ACCUAUUUGUAUUUAUUAUUUUAUUAACAUCUUAUCCUUACCAUAAUAACAUAUUACCAUGGUUUUGGGUUUAUCAAAAGAUUUAAACCAGUAAUGAGUAAAUACUAAUGUAAAUAAUUUUGAAAAAACAGUUCGUAUUUCGUUAAAAUAAUUUAGUAAUUCUAGUUUAUUUACAAUUAUAAUUUACUGUGAGCUGUUAAGUUAAUCAAAAUCAAACUAUUUGUAUUUUAUUGUGUGAUAUUCUUCUUGAAAUUAACACUACGCUUGCUUUUUCAGGUCCUUUGGGGAGCCUUUUCUGCGGCGUUUAUCAUUAACGUGUCACAAUGAAAUUCAAAUUCUGUGGGGGUGGUGACUGCCCAGAAUGGUUAUUGGUUCAGAUCAAUGCACUUUCAAGAAUGACAUCGAUUAAAAUGAAACUAUUAGCCCAGUGCACGGUUAAUUCAUUGCUCGGAGAACCAUUCAACUUUGAAAAAGCUAAGGAGCUUAUGGCUGAUGCUAAACUGGAUGUUGAAAACUGUAAAGCCUGUGUAGCCGCAAUCACAUAUAUUCUAAAAAAUGCUGCUUGUCAUGCUGUUUCUCAAAAUUAUCUCUCUAAUGAAUUACAACAAAUUGGUUUACCUCGUGAACAUGCUUUAGCGCUAUGUAGAGUAUAUUUGGACAAUUUGUCACAAAUUACUAAAAUGUUGAAGAACGAAUCUUUGCAAAUUGGUCGUUUGGAUAAUGUUGAUAUAUCCAAAGGAAAUGAUGGCGAAUAUGUGAUGAAAUUAAAUUAUUGUAGUACAUCUAAAAUUUCAAAAGCAGAUAAAUUCACGUUGACAAAAGAACAAAUUCAACUUUUAAUUGCUGAGUUCAGUGACGUUAGUAAUCAAAUGAAUACAUUAGCUCAAGAAUGCAAAGAAUAAAUAUUUUCAAAUAAUUUACUAAGAAUAUAAUAUGAUUAAUUAGUAACUAUUACUACAAGUUACAUAUCAUUGUCAAUAUUUAAAAAAAUAAAAUAACAUUUUAAUUAA
Aphis gossypii (cotton aphid) is the source of this 1010-nucleotide messenger RNA. Its product is annotated as COMM domain-containing protein 4. The record is from RefSeq and is a predicted model, not a curated record. NCBI's taxonomy places the organism in Eukaryota, Metazoa, Arthropoda, Insecta, Hemiptera, Aphididae. The transcript is spliced from 8 exons. The coding region runs from base 324 to 902 and encodes 192 amino acids.